Molecule: messenger RNA, 1123 nt
Organism: Malus domestica (apple)
Lineage: Eukaryota; Viridiplantae; Streptophyta; Magnoliopsida; Rosales; Rosaceae
Product: protease Do-like 5, chloroplastic
Biological process (GO): proteolysis
Molecular function (GO): serine-type endopeptidase activity
Source: RefSeq, a predicted model, not a curated record
AGCUCAAAAUUCAGUUAAAAUUCCCGGGAAAGAACAACAAAAAUGGUGGUGGUGUUGGGUUCUCUUAGCCAAAUCAAGCCCUCUCCAAUACCAACCAACUCUUCUUCUUCUUCUUCUUCCUCAAACCCCUCACGCAAUUCACAGAAGAACAAAAUUCUCACCAGGAGAAGAGCCAUGGUGCUUGCCCCAAGCCUUGUGGCCGCUUCCUUGCUCCAUUUCUGUAACCCCAUUUCCCCACAACCUUCAUCUCGCCUUGCACUCGCUCUGCAGGAUGAGCUUCAGCAAGACGAAGACCGCGCCGUCAAUCUCUUCCAGGAAACUUCUCCAUCAGUUGUUUUUAUUAAAGACCUUGAAAUAGACAAAAGCCUCAAGGCCUCUUUUGAUGUUGUCUCGCAAAGCGGAGAUGAAAAUUCCAAAGUUGAAGGAACAGGUUCAGGCUUCAUUUGGGAUAAGUUUGGUCACAUUGUCACAAAUUACCAUGUUAUAGCUAAAUUGGCUACAGAUCAAAGCGGAUUACAGCGUUGUAAGGUUUACCUUGUGGACGCAAGAGGCAAUGGUUUUUACAGUGAAGGAAAGAUUGUUGGUGUCGAUCCAACCUAUGAUUUAGCUGUUCUUAAGGUUGAUGUUCAAGGACAUGAGUUAAAACCUGCUGUUCUUGGUACAUCUAACGAUUUACAUGUCGGUCAGAGCUGCUUUGCCAUUGGAAAUCCUUAUGGAUACGAGAACACACUAACAAUAGGGGUGGUCAGUGGCUUAGGGAGGGAGAUACCCUCACCAGAUGGAAAGGCCAUCAGAGGAGCUAUUCAAACGGACGCUGCCAUUAACUCUGGGAAUUCAGGAGGGCCGUUAAUUGAUUCGCAUGGCCAUAUUAUCGGAGUUAACACAGCAACUUUCACUCGCAAAGGGACAGGAGCAUCGUCCGGAGUUAACUUUGCAAUACCGAUUGACACUGUCGUGCGAACUGUGCCGUAUCUUAUUGUAUAUGGAACACCGUACCGCGACAGAUUUUGAUCAAACCUUACCGUUGUACCUAACAAAUAUGUAUAAGAUUUCACAGAACAAAUCGAAUGUCUAUACGAAUAUUAAUUUUUAUGUAAAUUUGUUCAUGAUUAUUCAAAAUGCA